AUGCCAUCAGCCACAGGAAACAAGCGAGUCCGAGGAGUCUCAGCAUUCCGACCAUUCAUUUUUGGCAGCGAAGCCCAACUGUUUGACCCGGAGAAGAAACCAGCCAAUGCUCCCCCAGACCACACCCAUCAAUGGCGCGUCUUUGUUAAGGGUGUCAACGGCGAGGACAUCUCCUACUGGCUCAAGAAAGUGCAAUUCAAACUUCACGAAACCUAUCCCCAGAACGUACGUUCAGUCGAGCAACCGCCCUUUGAAGUUGUCGAGACCGGCUGGGGUGAAUUUGAAAUCCAGAUCAAACUAUUUUUCGUCCCAGAGUCAAAUGAAAAAUCGCAGACCCUAUGGCACAGCCUGAAACUUCACCCUUACGGACCAGAUGCAGAAGGAAUGAAGGAGCGACGGGAGGUAGUCAUCAGUCAAAACUACGAGGAGAUCAUCUUCAACGAGCCCAUUGAACCCUUCUACGAGGUUCUUACUGGUGGGCCGGGUUCAGUGGCUAAAGGCAAAGGGAAGAACCCGAAACAAGGAUUGAGUCGGACGGCAGAAAUCCCAGCAAGUGGUAGCCCUAGAAACCCGUACAGCCGGGCUGCUGAGAAUACGGAGCUUGAUCGAAUGUCCGACGCCAGAAGGACGGUCGAGCAGAUGAUCAAGGAGGAAAAGGAACGACUAGUUGAGCGGGAGAAAAGGCUGGCCGAGCUUCGUGAAAGCGAAGGUGUUCCUGCCACUAUCAAAAAGAGGUGA
Messenger RNA from Penicillium taxi, 738 nucleotides. It is a transcript of the gene yaf9, whose product is annotated as YEATS domain-containing protein YAF9. The record is from RefSeq and is a predicted model, not a curated record. Bases 1 to 738 code for a protein of 245 amino acids. The transcript has 3 exons. NCBI's taxonomy places the organism in Eukaryota, Fungi, Ascomycota, Eurotiomycetes, Eurotiales, Aspergillaceae. Gene Ontology annotation, biological process: regulation of DNA-templated transcription.